Danio aesculapii is the source of this 938-nucleotide messenger RNA. RefSeq names its product gastrin-releasing peptide (gene grp). Gene Ontology annotation, biological process: neuropeptide signaling pathway. The record is from RefSeq and is a predicted model, not a curated record. Lineage: Eukaryota; Metazoa; Chordata; Actinopteri; Cypriniformes; Danionidae. Gene Ontology annotation, molecular function: neuropeptide hormone activity. The transcript is spliced from 3 exons. Bases 232 to 690 code for a protein of 152 amino acids.
GGGAGGAGGCAUUAAACUUUCAGCGUCCACCCCAAACGAGUCAUCCAGACAUUAGCACGACAGUUUCUCUCCAUAUUAUCGCGUCAUAUUCUUUCACUUUUUAAGUGGUCGUCGUCACGGGAGUAUAUAAAUGAACUGAUUAUACAUAUGCAGCACAAUUACAAGGGCCUCUAUUAGUAAUACACGCAAGAGCAAGUAUUAUUACAGGAGUACUUACUGACGUUUUAUAACAUGAGCGUUAUGUGCCUCGUGUGGAGAUACAGAUUUGUCGUGUCCAUCAUUUUGGUCGUCGUGCUCUGUGAAGUGUUUGCAUCAGACGGACAACCAAUUGGAAAAGUUUAUCCACGCGGGAAUCACUGGGCUGUUGGCCACUUAAUGGGCAAGAAAAGCACCGAUGAGCAGAACAUAUCAGAAGAUUUAAACGACGAUGCUGUGACCUCUGUGAGCCCUGAUCAGGAUCUGCAGCUGGAGAGAUACAGCAAACAUCUGCCGCUCCGGCUGUAUGCGCUCAUGAGUGAACGAAUGACACAGGAGAACCCGCAGGAUAACACAGAGGUCAACGCUUUAAAACUGAUGCAGCGCAUGAUAGAAAAGGGACGCCAGUGGGAGAAAGAGAGAGACGACAGAGCUGAGAAAGUGGCUGAGGACUUGUUACGGGCUUUAAGAAUGCAGUACGAGGACGAAAGCUGAGGAAACUGGCAAAAAGACUGUGAUUUGAAGCUGAACAACUGGCUCCAUCAAAUACAAACCUCUUUAGUUAACAACAUAUCAAUAAGCAUGUUAUAUUUUUCUAUGUCGAUAUAUGAAAUACACAUAACCCGGGUGUCUUCAUUCUGUACAUUUUAUGCUGUUGUUUUAUAAACUCAUCUUACUGACAGCCAUUUUAGUCAUGGUACAACUGUAUGAUAAAUUUAAUAAACUUGAACUUGUUGGGCUUU